This is a messenger RNA of Prorocentrum cordatum, 1005 nucleotides long. NCBI's taxonomy places the organism in Eukaryota, Dinophyceae, Prorocentrales, Prorocentraceae. The record is from the annotation of a GenBank genome assembly.
GAGAACGUCGACUUUGGCAGCCUUACCAAAGGUUUGUGCACUCUCGCCAAAAGGGUCCCGCAAGUUCCGAAAGGCUUGAACAAACGGCAGACGGAGGAUGCCACCGCAAACAGGACAGCGCUUGUCAAGACGAUUGACAUCCUGUGGAAAAUCCCUCAGCUGCGCCAGAGGAUCUGGUCGUACGCAGACGAGCAGGUCAGCGUUCUGCGAAACGAGAUUCUAGCACCCGACGUGGACGUCUGGCCUGGCGAGUGCAAGAAACUGUCGCAGGUCACCCCGAACUGGAUGGCCGCUUGGUUGAAGAAUCGCAAACCGUGCUGGACAGCCCCGCUGUUAUCCGCAAUCGGCAAACAUCAAAAGGAUAACAUUGUGCAUAUCUUCCAAAUGGUAUGUGCGUACUACAAGAAAGACGUCAUCCCCGAGGAUUGCUGGGCAGACCCGCAGUUGUUCGGUUUCCUCUGCACGGAGCGCGCGAACACCGUCGGCUUCCCAGACGAGGCAUUCAUCAGGGACUGCGUCGACAAGGCCACGGGUAAGAUCGAUUGGAUUGGGUACCCUUAUGACUACAAAUGGACCAAUGGAAAGGUGUCGAAAAUCACAAGUUACCUCAAAGACACGGCUCUCCCAAAAGAUUUCCAGGUAAUCGAUAAACGGUUCAAGAUCCAGAACGCUGCUGACGCAGUGAGGGCCGUCGCCCAGCUCGAGUUGACAAAGCACGAGAUCCUCCCGAUGUUCGAACCUGGGUCCAGGAUCGUCAGUCUCAACAUCGACAAAAAGGGUGAUUGUCUGAAGGGCCAGCUCCACGCGGCCAAGCGCAGGCAGGAGGCGUUGAAGAAGGAGCAGGCUGCCGCAACCAGCAGCAGCAGUGCCAUCGACAUGAAUGCUGAUACCGAGGAGACGGCGGCGAACAAGAAACGGAAGGCUGAGGUGGCUCGCAAGGCUGCCGCCAAGUCGAAGUCGGCCAGGGUGCAACAGAUCGACCUUUCCAAGAUGGAUGCUGCGUAG